AUGUCGAUACCCUCAACAUUAGACAGUUCCUUUAUUCUCGUCGAAAACGACGCUCGCAAACCAAAUCCUAUCGUCCAGGAUGCUAAACCCAAUAUUCCGGCAACGCACCCUUCGCUUGAACCAGGAUAUAAACCGGGUUCAGCAAAUACAUACGCUCACGACUGGUCACCUUUAGCGACGGGAGGCUCAAUAAAGACCCAAGGCCGCCAUUUUGUCGACGGCUACGGGCGAGUCUGCCAUCUUCGCGGUGCCAACGUAUCAGGCUGUUGCAAGACACCAUUCGACCAUGACCACGAAAACUUCCCUGGGGACCAUCGCUCUGUUACCUUUGUUGGCCGUCCCUUUCCCUUGGAGGAGGCUCCGGAGCACUUUGCAAGGCUGAGGAGAUGGGGGUUAACUUUCAUUCGUUUUCUUGUUACUUGGGAGGCCGUUGAGCACGCUGGACCAGGUAUCUACGACAAGGAAUACCUUGCUUAUAUUCGAGCUCUUCUCUCCCUUCUCCCCAAGUACGGCCUGACCGCCUUCGUAUCGAUGCAUCAAGAUGUCUGGUCUCGUUACUCUGGUGGCUCAGGAGCGCCUGCCUGGACGCUGGAAGCUGCAGGAUUCGACCUCGGCGCAAUCGAAGAAACCGGAGCGGGUUGGCUUCAGGGUCAGAAGCGGGGCGGGCAUACUGAACCUGACCGCGGCAUCUGGCCUUGCGGGUACCAGAAGCUGAGCGCAGCUACUAUGGCAACGCUGUUCUGGGGCGGAGAUACCUUCGCUCCAAAGCUCCGUGUCAAGGGGACGGAUGGGGAGGAGGUCACCAUCCAGAAGUACCUCCAAGACGCCUUCCUUGGUACCUGGGAAGAAAUAGUCAAGGCUGUUGGCGACCUGGAAGGCGUGAUCGGCGUCCAAAUGAUGAAUGAGCCUCAUCGAGGCUACAUCGAGCUACCUUCCCUUCAUAGCUUUGACUACAACACAGAUUUGCAUCUUGCCCACGUCCCAUCUGCUUUCCAAUCGUUCCAGCUCGGCGCUGGUCACCCAACCGAAGUUCCUCACUACGAACGCUCCUUCCCCUGGCCGACCAAACUGACUGGAAACACCCUCGUCAACGCGAACGGCGUGAAAGCCUGGAGAGAAGACGGGCCUACCAACGGAAAGUGUAUCUGGGAGCUGCACAACGUAUGGGGAUGGGACCAGAAGAAAAACGAAGCUGUUAUCCUGAGGGAAGGAUACUUCCUGGUACAUCCGAAGACUAAAGAAAAGGUUGACUGGUAUGUCGAUUGCUAUUUCCCUCUCAUGCAGAGGUGGGAGAAGCGUAUUCGACCGAGCAUCGGUGCGGAUAAGAUGAUCUUUGCCGAACCGAUUCCGAACGAGUUCUGCCCCAAGACAUGGACUGAGGAACGCCGUCCCUCAAAUCUGGUGUAUGCGCCCCACUGGUACGACCUCAAUGCUCUUUUCUCCAAGGCCUUCGGCGACUUUACUGUCAAUGUACAAGGCCUCUCUCGGGGCAUGUUCCUCCCGAAGGCCCUCUACUGGGGCCAGAAAGGUGCCAGGGAUAACUACAGUCUUCAGAUUCGCAACAUUGUCCAGAAGGGUUAUGAAGCCCUCGGGGACAAGCCUAUUGUUAUCGGCGAAUGUGGUAUUCCAAUGGACAUGAAUAACAAAGAGGCUUUCGAGACUGGAGACUUUACCUGGCACGCUCGCAUGAUGGACGCGUUGAUGACCGCCUUGGAACGGUCAUUCGUUGGUUUUACCCUGUGGAAUUACAAUCCCUCAAACAACGAUGUCCACGGCGACGACUGGAACGGCGAGAACUUUUCAUGGUUCAGUCGUUAUCGAGCCCUGCCACCCUCCCUGCUCGACUACUCCCAAACAUCACCCACCUUGGAUAACGGUGGACGAAUCCUCACCUCAAUCGUCCGGCCGUACCCAGCCAAGACCUGCGGGAUACCGAUCAAGAUGGAAUAUGAAAUGACGACGGGGACAUUCACCUACGAAUGGGCCAACUCCUCAGGGCCCCUGCUCUCCGCCGAGACAGAGAUCUUCUACCCAUCGCUUAUCGCCCAGUCAAGGGACGUCAUGGUUAAUGGCCUGGAGAAAGGGGACCGAUACGUCUACGACGAGCGACGCCAGACUUUGUUCAUCGUCUGCCAGGACGUCAAGACACCCGGCAAGCGACACCGAGUGGAGGUGUCUGUUUCACCUGGAUUGGACUAUCCUCGACCUGAGUUUUAUCUUAACGAUAUUUGGACGGACUUUGGAGGGCAGAUUUCUGCUGCUGUUUUUGUUGUUUUGUUGGUUAUGGCGUUGCUCACGACCCGGUGGUUGGUUUAA
Coprinopsis cinerea okayama7#130 is the source of this 2316-nucleotide messenger RNA. Its product is annotated as cytoplasmic protein. Bases 1 to 2316 code for a protein of 771 amino acids. The transcript is spliced from 13 exons. The record is from RefSeq and is a predicted model, not a curated record. Gene Ontology annotation, molecular function: beta-glucosidase activity. NCBI's taxonomy places the organism in Eukaryota, Fungi, Basidiomycota, Agaricomycetes, Agaricales, Psathyrellaceae.